Hemisphaericaspora subhashii is the source of this 288-nucleotide messenger RNA. RefSeq lists its product as uncharacterized. Bases 1 to 288 code for a protein of 95 amino acids. The transcript has a single exon. The record is from RefSeq and is a predicted model, not a curated record. Lineage: Eukaryota; Fungi; Ascomycota; Pichiomycetes; Serinales; Debaryomycetaceae.
AUGGCUCAAGGUAAACUUAAAUUAAAAGCAAAGGCUCCAGCAAGAAUUACCAAAAAGCAACAAAAUCCAAAAAGAGCAGCUCCUAAAAUUCUUAAACCAAAAAAGACAGUUGCUAAAGAAGCUCUUAAAUUAUCAAAAGUUCAUCAAAGUCAAUUAGUAGCAUCUACUGAAAAAUUAAUUGCUAGUAGAGUUGGUCAUUUGGAAUUAAUUAAAGGAUCUAGAAGAGAAGUUGAAAAGAAACAAAAGGAAGCUGAAAAGAAGAAGGCCGCUCAACAAGCUAAGAAAUGA